This is a messenger RNA of Didymodactylos carnosus, 735 nucleotides long. The record is from the annotation of a GenBank genome assembly. NCBI's taxonomy places the organism in Eukaryota, Metazoa, Rotifera, Eurotatoria, Philodinida, Philodinidae.
AUGCCAUUAAGAACAUCUAAUGAAUCAAAUAUUCAUCGAACAAGAUCUGGUGGUGUAAGCAACAGUCAUUCACCAAAAUUGAUUAGUAAAAGACGAGGUUCAACUAGUGGUGGACGUGGUGAUCAUUCCCAAGUCCAGUCUCAAGUUACUCUUAAUAUUGAUAAUAAUAUUCAUCAUGGAAAUAAUUAUACAACCAAUUUUCGUACAAAUCUUCCAUCUGAUCAAUCGGACGAUGAAAUAACAUCCAACAAUAACACAUGUACUAAACCUAAACGUGCACCAUUAGCAAGUCGAUCAGAAGUUUUAUCCUAUUUUGGACAAGAAUCUGGUGGUUUCAAAUGCAAAAUUUUUUAUCGAGCAAGUAAACUUAGUGGCAGCAAUCUUCGAAAACAUCUUGCUUCAUCAACACAUAAAAUACCAAAUGUUUUGUUUAAAUCUCAAAUCGAGAAAGUUUCACAAGUUAUUCCACCAACAAUCUCUACUGAACGUAAAUGUGAUUUACAUACGGCCGCAAUUAACUGUAUUAUUCAGGAUGGACUUUCAUUCGAUACAUUUCAACGUCCUGGUAUGUCAAAAUUUUUAUCCACAGCUAUUCCAGGCCACAAGGGGCCUCAUCGAAAAACAGUACGUAAUCGAAUAGCUGCUUUAUAUUCAGCAUAUACUGAAAAACUUCGUUCACUUAUUCCUAAACUGGACUUGAUUGCUCUUACAUCAGAUUUAUGGAAAAGUCCAUGA